UUAUAAAGAGAUCGAGGAGAAUGCGUCACUAAACGUGUCUUUUUUUUUCUUGUCAGUUUCGACCUACAUAUCUCCAGUCCAAACUACAUGCAUGAACAUCAACUACUACUUGUCCGAGAAUGAAGUUUCGGCUGGUUUCUCAGAAGAGCGAUGGGAAAGAAUAUAUAUGGCACGAUCGGUGAUUGGAUUGUAUGUUACUGGCUUCUUCUUUAUCUUCUUGUCAUUUUUUACCGGAGUUGCUGGGUGCUGGAAGCGUUCCCAUGGAAACGUUGUUGCCACUGGUCUACUGCAACUUCUGGCAGCUCUGGUGGACGCAGGUGCUAUGGGACUGUGGCACGGGGUCCAGUAUUACGAUUAUCAAAAACUGCGGGAUGACAUGGCCUACUUUGGUUGGCCCGAUGUCUUGAAACACAGAGGAUAUACGAACUUCUAUUAUGGGUGGUCUUAUAUCCUGGCGUGGAUUGGUGUUGGAAUGAGCCUAAUGACCGCCAUCUUGUUUCUUUGUGCUGCUGGUUGUCUUCGUAGGGAGAAGAAGGUCGAACAAGCGAAGAAUAUGCAAUACCUCAUGCCCGUGUAUCCGGACAAGCGACAACCGUAUAACUAUACGGCUUAUCCUGGCCCUUAUUAUCAGUACGGCUAUUAGGCCUCACUCUUCCCGUGAUAAACCUUGUUUAUCGGGCGUGAAAAAUUAGCCCAUAGCAGUAAAAACUCACACGUCUUUGGUAACAUCGAAUUUUUAAACACAGAGAAAGUAAAUGUAAAUACUACCAGUUCUUAAAACUUGUAUUAU
Molecule: messenger RNA, 790 nt
Organism: Limulus polyphemus (Atlantic horseshoe crab)
Lineage: Eukaryota; Metazoa; Arthropoda; Merostomata; Xiphosura; Limulidae
Product: transmembrane protein 178B-like
Exons: 4
Cellular component (GO): membrane
Source: RefSeq, a predicted model, not a curated record